AUGGCUUCACAAGAGGAAAAACAAGCUCAGCCCUUUGCAGGCAUCUUUGAUGAAGAUGAAGCUGAGAAAUCCUUUCUGUUAUCCAAGCCUACUUGUUUACUUAUACUUGGAAAGCCAGGCUCUGGAAAGCAAACAUUAGCUAGAAAACUGGCACAAAUGUGGAAAUUCAUUUUUAUAGAAGCUUCAGAAGUAAUUCAAAUGAAUAUUCGUGAAGAAACAGAAUAUGGGCUCAAGUGCCAAGAAUUGCUUUUUAAAGGUCAAAGUGUUUCUGAAGAACUGGUUACAGAAAUGAUUCUGAAAAGGAUUGAGUCACCAGAAGUUGCUCAUUUUGGUUAUGUUCUCAGUGGAUUUCCUUCUCUCUCAGAGGAAUACAUGACAGUUUGCCAGCAAAUAGAGAAAAUAAAGAGUCUAAAAUUAAAACCAGACUUCCUGAUUAACAUUAAGUGUUCAGAUUAUGAUUUAUGCCAAAGAAUGUCAGGACAAAGGCAACACCCUGAUUCUGGGCAGGUAUACCAGAGGAACCAGUGGGAUCCUGAUGUUAUUGGCAAGCAUAAGAAAGAGAAAGAUCAGCAGGAAAAAGAGAGUGAAGAAGAUGAUGAAGAGCAAGAAAAAGAUGAACAGCAGACUGCAGAAGAUCCACUUCCAACGUCAGAAUUUUUGCAUCAAUUAGUGCAGAGGCCAGAAGAUAUUCUUGAAAACGCAGAGGAAAGAAUUGGAACAUAUAAGGAUAUAAUGCUUCGUCCUUUAGAAGACUGGAUGGCUGAACAGGACUGUCAAUAUCUCAUUGAACUGGAUGGUAAUCAACAGCCAGAUGAUCUCUUUAUGUCAGUGGUAGCUCGACUUCAGUCUCUGGGUGUUCAAAAUGGAGCUCCUAUAACUAGACUUCAAAGUGAGGAAGAGGAAAGUCAGCUAGAGGGAUUGGAGAAUGAUGAACUCUUCAGGGUUCUGUCUUCUUACAAACUGAUAGCACCUAGAUAUCGAUGGCGCAGGAGCAGGUGGGGGCAAGCAUGCCCUGUGGCUCUAAAGGAAGGUGAUAUCGUAAUGGGAAACCCAGACUUGGCUGUCAGUUUUCUAGGUAAAAUGUAUGUCCUAUCAUCUCCAGAGGCACUGAAAACCUUCAUGUUGAAUCCACGGCCCUACCUGUUACCCCCAAUGCCACUUCCUCCUUGUAAAGUACUGGUAUUUGGUCCUCCAUUCUCUGGAAGAACAACUAUUUGUAACCUCAUUGCAGACAAAUAUAAAGGGAAGGUUCUUGAUAUGGCUGAACUCAUUCAACCCUGUAUGGAAGAAUUAAGAGAAGAAAAGAUGGAGCAAGUGCGAAGGGAAGCAGUAGAAAAGGCUAUAACAGCGGUGAAAAAUAGGUUGGAAUUAGAAAAACAGGCAAUAGAAUCAGGUGAAUAAGGUAUGUCAGAGAUAACUGCUGACCACCCAGAAGCUCAAGUGGUGGUAGAAGAAGCCGUAACUGCUGAGCACCCAGAAGUUCAAGCAAUGGUAGAGGAAACUGUAACUGCCAAUCACCCAGAAGUUCAAGCAAUGGUAGAGGAAGCCAUAAGAGGUGCAUCAAUCUCUGAGGUUACAUUGUCACCUGAAAGAUAUGCUGAAGUACUGGAGAGGGCUAUUGCAGAGCUUAGGAAGAAGAACAAAGAUAGGUUUCCUGGUGCUCCAGAAAAAGGAGGAUGGGUAGUUGAUAACUACCCUCUCUCAGCAGCUCACUGGUCAGCUUUAUUAGAAAAAGGACUUUUACCUGACACUGUUGUCUGUCUGAAGGAUACAGAAAGAGAUGGAGCCUGUAUUCUGGCCAGAACAUACUCAGCAAACAGGGAUGAAAUCAAUGCUAAGAUUUUGAAAAGGCUAACAGAUGAAGCAUUAAAAAAGGAAGAAGUAAGGAAAGAAAUGCAAGAAAUACAGACAUCAGAGGAAAAUCAGUUUCUAAAGGCUUCUGAGGAGAAAGAAGUUGAGGACAAUGGCAAGCAACUUCCACCUGAAAGUGACCAAACACCUCAGAAAGAGCCCAGUGACUCAGCAGGUUAUGAAGAAGAAUCCAAACCUACAGAAAUUGUACUACCUGAGUUUGCAGAGGAUGAUUUCCCAAAUCUACCAGAAAUGGAAACAAUUAAAAGGAAGCUGGACCUUUUCAUGCAUGACUGGCAAACAGUGGAGUCAGAAAUCAAGCAGUCAUCUCUAGUUCAACUUGUUGGUUUAGAGAUUGCUGAGCAAACUCCAGAAAGUUUGCUUAAUCAAAUUGUGCUGGUUAUGGAAAAACCUUUUAAAUUCCAUGGUUGGGAACUGUCUGCUGAAGACUUACAGGAGGAAGAAGAUGAUCUGGCUGCUGAAGGGGAAGAUGAAGAAGCUGAAGAACAAGAAAAUGAAGAUGAAGAAGAAGAUGAAGAAAAAAUUAAGGAAAAGAAAAGGCACAUGGGAGACACAAAACACUUUUGUCCAGUCAGUCUGAAAGAGAACUUUGUCCUUUGCCCAGGACUCUAUGAACAUGCAGCUAAAUAUCAAGAAAAGCUUUACUACUUUUCAACUUCUGAGCACAGAGAGAAAUUUUUGAAGAACCCAGAAGAUUAUGUGGCUCACAAUGAACCAAUACAAGCUCCUCCGUUACGGGUAUGCUUAAUUGGGACUCAUGGAGCAGGUAAAAGUACUUGUGCAAGACAGGUAGCAGAGAAAUUGGGCAUCUUCCAUAUUCAGUUUGAAGAAUAUCUUCAGGAACUGAUCUUACCCAAAACUAAAGGGAAAGUUGGGGCCAGUUUUGAAGAAGAACCUGAAGAAGAUGAUGAUAAAAUCCCAAUUCUAGCAGAGGAACUGGAAGGCUUCUCUCAGAGCAUGACUGAAACUGAGACUGAAAAAAGCAAACAGGAGGUGGAGUUAACUGAUGAGGAAGAAGCAAUCAAAGCAAAUCUGGUGGAUAAUGAGGCACUGCCUGCAGAAGUCCUUGAUAACAUUGUUCCUGACUGGUGGAGGAAAGAGCCAUUCCGGUCCACAGGAUUUAUCCUGGAUGGUUUCCCUCGUACUUUAGAUGAAGCUCAGUAUUUGUCAGAGAGAGGACUCUGUCCUGAUGUUGUAGUUUUUAUUGAAGUAGAAGAAAAUGACAUUCUUGAUCGUCUUUUUCCUCCAUGUCUGAAAAAAUGGAAAGAAAGACAACAGAGAAAAAUGGAAAAGAAAAAGAAACUGAAAUACCUGAAAGCAAAAAUAAGGGAUGAGAGUAUUGCUAGAAGAAGGGAAGAACUUUUAGCAGAACAAAAGCAAAAGAAGCAGGAGGCUUUAGCAAAUACAGAGCAUUAUGAAGCCUCUGAGGAGGAAGAUGAGAAUGAAAAUGAGGAUAUUGAAGCUAUACUUGAAGAAGAGUUUUUAGAAGAAGAAGAAGAAGAAGAGGAUGAGGAUGAAGAACAGGAGAGUGAUGCUGUUGAGCGCAUACAAAAUGAAAUUACAGAAAAGUUUGAAUCAGAAAUAGAGAGUUUGCAAGCUGUAAAGGAAGAACUGGAAAAAAUGUCAGUCCCACAAAUGGAGAUCAGCGGAGGCCGGAAGCCUCGCGUUGUGCUCUACCAAACCUACAGCAAACUGCAUUCUCUGGUGGCAACCCGUGGAAGCAUUUUUGAGAAGUGUUACCCAAUAGGUUUGGCACUUGCACACAAGAUGCUGGUUUUCUCAUAUAAAUUUCCAAGUGCUUUUGGUCAGUGGGAUCCAGUCAAGCUCAGUGAAGGAAAUGCAAUCAGGCCACAACAAAGUCAUGAAAAAACAGUCUUUCCUCUGAUCCAUCGACAAUAUAUUUAUUUCUUUUCAAGUAAAGAGAAUCAAGAAACAUUUAUGAAAAAUCCCAUCAAAUAUAUUCGGCAGCCAAAACCUAAACCAGCUGUGCCAGUGAAGAUUGCAAUUGUAGGACCUCCAAAGUCUGGAAAGACUACAGUUGCCAAGAAAUUUGCAAGCGUGUAUGGGCUGCUGCGCCUGAGCAUGGGAGACGCCAUCCGGCUGGUGUUAAACAGCCAGCCAGAGAGCCAGCUGGCACUUGGGUUAAAGUGGCACCUUCACAAAGGACAGGCUGUGCCUGAUGAACUGGCCAUCCAGGCUCUAGAUGUGGCUCUGAUGAAUCACGUGUGCAGUACCGCUGGAGUUGUCAUUGAUGGAUAUCCUGUAACAAGAAGACAAGUGAACCUCUUAGAAUCAGCAAGGAUAAUUCCAGUGAAAAUCUUUGAAUUAGAAAUGGAUGCAAAAGAAGUGUUCAGAAGGGCACUGCUGGAUGAGGAAAGCACAAAUAGACCACCUUACCCUAAACAUGACAGCUUAGAGAGUCUAGCUGUUAAAAAUUCUUGCUAUAAGCAGCACAUUGAUGCAAUUAGGACUUACUAUGAGAAGGAGCAUCAGAACUGGUGUGUGAUUGAUGCCUCACAGAGCAAAUGGUGGAUCUGGAACAAAAUACUGCAAGAAGUUGAAGUGGUUGUUAAAGAAAUUCAGAUAUACCUGGAAAGAAUAAAAGAAGGCAAAGCAGCUGGCAUUGCUGAUUUGUGUAUCACCCCUGACGAGCUGCAGCACCGGCUGGGGGAGUUUGGACAGUACUGUCCUGUCAGCCUGGCAGAAAAGGGGGAAUUGGUUGAUUGCUCUGCACUGUCACUGCAGUUUGCUGCAGAAUUUCGAGGGCACUAUUACAAAAUGGCUUCUCAGGAAGAACUGGAUAAAUUUUUGAGCCAACCAGAGGUUUAUGUGCCUCCACUGGCACCUCACCCUCUCCCACUCCCAGAUAUGCUACCACAGAAACUGACUGCGGCAGAAGUCAAGGCCUUAUUCCCAAGCAGUGCUGAAAUGCAGGGCUACUGUCCAGUCACUUACCUAGAUGGAAAACUGAGGUAUGAAGCUUUGGUGCCUGGCAGUAGUGAGUAUGCAGCAAAGUAUCAAGAGAAGGUAUAUGUUUUUGAAAGUGAAGAAAAACUGCUGAAAUUCAUGAGGUUACCAGAGAAGUACUGCAAUCUGAAGCUUCCACGUAAACUGCCCCCAGUAAAGGAGCCAAUACUCCUCACUGCACUUCCUCUGCUUGGAUACCUUGAGCAGGGAGUAGCAACUUCUCUAAUAAAAGCUCUGAGUGAAGUAGGCUGCUUAAAGCCCAAGUUUCCAUUCCUAAGUGUAAAAACCACUGCUCUGCUGUUUGUCGCCUGCCAUUUAAAAGCACACAACCCCAGGAGCUCGGAGCCGGUGCGGCAGAUAUACCAGAGGCGGCUGGCACAGUUCACAGAGCACUGCAGGCUCAUCCCCUACCUGAGGGCAGCCAUGGCUGGCCCCUACCUGGAGCCGUCGUGCAGGCCCCUGGGCUUUGACAGCAGCUUGCAGACUUUCCUUGCCCUGAAAGAGGUUGGCCCCAGCUUGGUGUAG
Messenger RNA from Indicator indicator, 5364 nucleotides. RefSeq names its product adenylate kinase 9 (gene AK9). The transcript has 36 exons. Gene Ontology annotation, biological process: nucleobase-containing compound metabolic process. NCBI's taxonomy places the organism in Eukaryota, Metazoa, Chordata, Aves, Piciformes, Indicatoridae. The record is from RefSeq and is a predicted model, not a curated record. Gene Ontology annotation, cellular component: cytoplasm; mitochondrion. Gene Ontology annotation, molecular function: ATP binding; AMP kinase activity.